GCCUUAACUCACACUAGUAGUGUUUUAUCUGCAGCCACAACACUCAUUUACAAACUCUGAUCCUGCGCGCGUCUCAUCCUCCCCAGACUGCUAUCUACCCAUCCACACCGCUCGAUAUCCACCGUCAACCGUCGGCAAGACAGAUUCCAGCUCGAGAACCGCUCUGAAUACUUCACGGACCUCUAUCAGACACCUACAGCAAUGUCCGGUGCCGCCAACGGCCACGCUCCGCAGCCGGAGUACACGCUUCAAGGCGUCAUGCGGUUCCUGCAGAGCGAGUGGCAGAAGAACGAGCGAUACAGAAUCCAAUGGGAGAUUGAGAAAGCUGAGAUGAAGGCGCGGAUAGCGAGACUAGAAGGCGAGAAGCGCGGGACCGAGAAGUUGGUGGAGUCCUAUGUCAAACGGAUCACUAUGCUCGAGCGCGCUCUGGCGGAAGAGAGAUCGAAAGCAUCUGGGACUGCACCAGCACCUGCAGAUAGUAAAACGACCGAGAAGAAAGCUGAUCCAGAGGAAUUCAGCAGUGAGCUGGAGACAGCAGCUACUUCCGAGCCAUUCAUCAACAGCAAAGCAUACAUCGAGGAGACCGAGAAACGGAGGCUCAAGUCUAGACAAUACCUGGAAAAAUGCCUACAAGAAGUCACAUAUCUCCUGGUGUUUGCGGAUAAUAUUCCGUUGCAGAGCUCUGCUUUGCCAGAAUCACAGCAGCAGCCCAACUCUUCAUAUGCAGCCGCGGUUAACGGAUCAGGUGCGCAUUCAGAUAACGGCAACCGGCAGCAGCAGCAGCAGCGGCAAGGUGAAGGAGCACUGCCGCCACAGUAUGAAGCGAAUCCAGGACGGAACGGCAACGGCACCAACGAUCGGAUGCGUCAGUCUGCACCAAACUCAAGCACAAACAAUGACAGCAGCAGCAGCAGCAGUACCAACAACAAUAGCAGCCGAGUGAUUAUAUUCAAAGAAAAUGCAUCUGAAAACGGCACAGGCAACACGGCGGCGGGCGCGGCUACGAAUAAUGGCGCGCCGCGGAUCACAGCGCAGGCGGUUGAGAUCACGGACGCGGACGCAGACCGUCCGGUUGCGAUUGGAGAACCGCUGGUGAGCAGCACGAUUGUGAGUGAAACGGACGGAUGGGACGAUGACGAUCGACCUAGGACUGGAGCCGGAACUUCGGGGUCCUCGACUCGCACAAUCCCACUGUAGUGCGAUAUAUAUAUAUUUGGGUGAUAUGAGAGGGUUGCUCUAGAGUACAGCUGUGUAUAUUAAACUAACAUAUCAAGGAACUACAAGCGAGUUAGUCUUCGCUAGAAAUACAGAAAUCAUAUUUUACAAGACGGAAACGAGAUGAGAUAAGAGAAAACCGCUCGCGUAAAACCUAAGAAGACGG
Molecule: messenger RNA, 1381 nt
Organism: Myxozyma melibiosi
Lineage: Eukaryota; Fungi; Ascomycota; Lipomycetes; Lipomycetales; Lipomycetaceae
Product: Striatin family-domain-containing protein
Exons: 6
Coding region: 202-1197 (331 amino acids)
Source: RefSeq, a predicted model, not a curated record